UUUCAGUCUAGCAUUCUGCUCAAAGUUGCAGCUUCAUGUUUUCUUUAACUUGAAGUGGACAGAGAGAUUGAAAUCUCGGACCCAAAGUUGGGAGAAGUUUUCUUUCUAACCGCGUAUAUAUUCAAGGUCACAUAGCAGCCACGACCAGCUGGUAGACCACCAAGGUUACGUGUCUGGCAGCUCCGAUUUAUUCAGUGCUGUCGUCAGUCGUCGGUGAUAUUUAGUGCUUGUCACUCGUACAUCGACCGAUCGCCGAUCGGACAGAUUCGACUAUGGCAUUGUCGAGAAUUAAUGCUGCAGAUAUGAUGAACGCUCUAACUCGUAUCUCGCGCGCAGGUACGAAUUUUUUUUUCAAAUCGGUAUCCCUGGAGAUCCAACACGCGACUCCAGCAGCUAUACAUCAGCAGCAGCAGCGGGUCGAGAAGCUGCACAUGACGAGCGUGCGUCGUUACCCGGAGCCGCCGCGGCUUGACUUGCCGACUAACAUGCGCGAUAUAUUCGCCAACGAGACGGGCCGUUUCACGUCGGAACGCGCGCGCGAUAUCGCUCUAUACAGCGAGAAUGGCGGCUUAGCCAUUACGAAUGCGAAUCGCACCGGUUACCCUAAGAUCUGCGACAACGGUCAGGUGGACUCGUACGACUGCUUCGGUGCCGUCAGUCUGUGCGGCACGAUGCAGACCAACGUGCCCAAGCCUUAUCGCUCGCAGGGCACGCACGCGUGGGUGCUGAGAUCCACGCACCUCAACAUGCCCGGCGGACAGUGGACCCGCAGCAACAAGUAUAUCGCCGAGGACAUGCAGAGAUCCCACUACCGUAACCUGCGCCCGGAGUCGUGUUCUGCAAUUAACACCCUCAUAACGAGCUCGCUUUUACGAAUGACAUAUUGGCCAAUGCAGUAUACCAUCAGAAUGAACUACUCGACCGACGCGUCCGAAGCGCCCAAGGAUGGCGUGAAGGAUCAGGCGACGGCGGCGCCGUCGGCGACGCUCGCGAUGUCGAAGCGGGACAGAUUUCGGCUAAUGCUAAGAGAUUAUGGAGGCACUAUGAUGGCUUUUCAUAUCACUAUCUCACUAAUGAGCCUCGGUGCUUGUUACAUGGUGGUCGUUAGUGGAGUAGACGUGACACCGUUAGUAGAGAAACUCACAGGCGGCAACGAGGAGGUGGACUCAGUAAUAAAGACGUCAACAGACUUCGUAAUAGCGUACACCGUGCACAAAUUGUUCGCACCUGUUCGUUUAUCGGUGACCCUCGCUGCGACACCGUUGCUCGUGAAAUACCUAAGAAGAAUCGGCUUGCUCAAGAAAUCGAAACGACCAGCGUCUUCGUAAGGUACCAUGCCGGUUCUUUCCACGUAGGAAGUGUGCCUCUUCGUGUCAGACAGGCAACAACGAAAUACUUCACAGAAGAGACGACGUCAUUGCGAGCAGAAAAUUUAAAUCUCGGUGAUCGGAAAUAUUUUUCGCUGUUAAGCGACAUGAUGCGAUCAUUUGCGAUCAUGCGUUAAUCGAUCCCCCUCGAAAUUGAACUAUUUUGCUUAUUGUUCGAACGCUAUUCAUUUUUGAGACAGCAGACCCGCGUCUCCCCUCGUUCCGUGGGACUUGGUAAACGUGAAUUCUCAUAUACGCGCGCGUUAUGAGGUCUGGCGAGCUUGAGAAAUUUAUAUGGAUUUGUAUAAUGGAAUUUUAUAUGGAUAUUUGGGUGUUAUUUUUCUUUGGAUAUAUUUUGUAAGAAGCUUAACGUCUGUAAAUAAAAACAUGUUAAAUGACGAGUUCAGCAGAAAGAAUAAA
Messenger RNA from Harpegnathos saltator (Jerdon's jumping ant), 1787 nucleotides. RefSeq lists its product as uncharacterized. The record is from RefSeq and is a predicted model, not a curated record. NCBI's taxonomy places the organism in Eukaryota, Metazoa, Arthropoda, Insecta, Hymenoptera, Formicidae. Gene Ontology annotation, cellular component: mitochondrion. The transcript has 4 exons. The coding region runs from base 273 to 1328 and encodes 351 amino acids.